This is a messenger RNA of Liolophura sinensis, 5183 nucleotides long. RefSeq names its product cleavage and polyadenylation specificity factor subunit 2-like. Gene Ontology annotation, cellular component: mRNA cleavage and polyadenylation specificity factor complex. Gene Ontology annotation, molecular function: RNA binding. The record is from RefSeq and is a predicted model, not a curated record. Gene Ontology annotation, biological process: mRNA 3'-end processing by stem-loop binding and cleavage. NCBI's taxonomy places the organism in Eukaryota, Metazoa, Mollusca, Polyplacophora, Chitonida, Chitonidae.
UUGACAUGCAGACCGAAGAAAGCGUCUGCUAGGGUUUUUAUGGUCUGACGUCAGUUUAAGUGUGUGUAAAUGAUACUGAUUAUUUCCUAAGUUUUUUAAUGUAUGAGAACUGAUGCUGUUCAUCUGCUAAGCAAUUCUGUGGGAUAUUCUCUAAAAAUAGCGCUUGACUUGGAGAGAGUGAUUACUUCAUUCAAGGGGUAGAAACCUGCCGUCUUCAUCCCCUAGUUUGCGUUUUAGGGGGUAGGAGAGCAGGAUGACGUCGAUCAUCAAGCUUCAGUGUUUCUCUGGGGCUCUGGAUGAGACACCGCCAUGUUACAUGCUGCAGGUAGAUGAAUUCCGCUUCCUGCUGGACUGUGGAUGGGACGAGAGCUUUAACAUGGAUCAAUUAAAGGAGCUCAAAAAGCAUAUCCACCAAAUCGAUGCAGUCUUACUGACGUACCCAGAUCACAUACACCUGGGGGCUCUGCCCUACUUGGUGGGAAAGUGUGGCCUCACCUGCCCUAUAUAUGCCACUAUACCAGUCUACAAGAUGGGGCAGAUGUUCAUGUAUGACCUCUACCAGUAUUCUCGCCACAACACCCAAGAAUUUGACGUUUUUCACUUUGAUGACAUUGAUGCUGCUUUUGACAAGAUAGUACAGCUGAAAUAUUCCCAGACAGUUAGUCUUAAAGGUAAAGGACAUGGUCUUCAGGUCACACCAUUGCCUGCAGGUCACAUGAUAGGGGGUACCAUCUGGAAGAUUGUCAAAGAUGGUGAAGAGGAUAUAAUAUAUACAAUAGAUUAUAACCACAAGAAAGAAAGACAUCUUAAUGGAGUGUUGGAAGUCUUCAACAGACCCUCGUUAAUGAUAACAGAUUCCUUCAAUGCUAACUGUGUGCAGUCCAAGAGGAGGACCAGGGAUGGGCAGCUAAUGAAUACUAUUUUACAAACAAUGAAGAAUGAUGGGAAUUGUUUAGUUGCUGUUGAUACAGCAGGCAGAGUUUUGGAGUUGGCAAAACUUCUGGAUACAAUGUUCCGGACCCCAGAGGCUGGCCUCUUGCCAUACUCCUUGGCUCUGAUAAACAAUGUCAGCUUUAAUGUUGUGGAGUUUGCAAAGUCACAGGUUGAGUGGAUGAGUGACAAGAUAAUGAGAGCUUUUGAGGACAACAGAAACAACCCAUUCCAGUUCAAACACAUGAAGUUGUGCCACAAUUUGGCUGAGUUACAGAAAGUCCCUGAUCCUAAGGUUGUCUUGGCCAGUGUGUCUGACCUUGAGAGCGGGUUCUCAAGAGAUUUGUUCAUAGCCUGGUGCACAGAUGCCAAAAACAGCGUGGUUCUGACCAACAGAACGUCUCCAGGAACUCUUGCAAGAUGGCUGAUAGACAACCCAGACAACAAAACAGUAACCAUGGAGGUACGGAGAAGAAUAAAGCUGGAGGGAGCCGAGCUGGAAGAGUAUUUGAAGAAAAAACAAGAGAAGGAGGCUGAAGAGGCUAGACUGAAGUCAGAAUUGGCUAAAAAAGAGCUUGAAGGUUUUGAGUCCAGUGAUGAGAGUGACAAUGAGAUGGAUGUUGAUGGAAUGUUCCAGGGGUCCACAACCAAGGGCAAACAUGAUCUCAUGUUAAAAGCAGAGGGCAAGUCCAGAACAGGCUUUUUCAAACAAGUGAAGAAAUCGUACCCAAUGUUUCCCUAUCAUGAAGAGAGGAUUAAGUGGGAUGAGUACGGGGAAAUCAUUAGGCCUGAGGAUUACAUGAUAGCAGAGACCACUCCAGCAGACGAUGAGAAGGCAAUGGAAACUGGAGCCCCAGCUGAUGAAUCUCAACAAGAUGUGACGGAAGUCCCCACCAAGUGUGUCUCAGCCACGGUCACUUUGGAUAUUAACGCUAAUGUACAGUUCAUAGACUUUGAGGGUCGGUCAGACGGAGAGUCUAUCAAGAAAAUCCUUCAACAAGUCAAACCCAGGCAACUGAUUUUGAUCCAUGGAGAUGAAGAAUCAACUGACUCUCUGGCAGAGUUUUGCCGUUCUCAGGGUGUGGUCCAGGGGAAAGUCUUCACCCCCAAAGUGAUGGAGGUAGUGGACGCCACCACAGAGAGUCACAUCUACCAGGUGAAGCUUAAAGACUCCCUGGUCAGCGCCCUGGAGUUCUCUAAGGCACGUGACGCAGAACUGGCAUGGGUGGAUGGUCAGUUAGACUUCAGUCACGCCCGCACGGACACGACAGCCAUGAUGGAUGGGGAGGAAGAGACAGAGAAGGAUGGCCAUGGUGAGGAUAGGACUGAAAAGUCAGUGCCAGCAACAGGGGAGGUUUCAUCUGCAGAUCUUGUCCCGUCUUUAGAAGCUUUACCCAUUCAUCUGAUACCUGGUCACACAUCUGCUUUUAUUAACGAGCCAAAGCUGUCCGAUUUCAAGACAGUGCUGUUACGAGAGGGGAUUCAGGCAGAAUUUGUGGCCGGAGUGCUGAUCUGUAACAACCAAGUGGCAGUUCGCAGAAAUGAAGCAGGCAGAAUACAGUUGGAAGGAUGUCUGUGUGAUGAUUAUUACAAAGUGCGGGAACUUUUGUAUGGUCAAUAUGCAAUAGUAUGAUAAAUAAGGUCAUUAUUUGAUUUGACCUUGAAAGCUGGCACACAAAUCUAAUCAUAUCACUUCGUCAUCGAGAUUGCCAAAGUCAAAAGCAAAGUCUGUGUCUUCAGUACCUCUGAUACAUGUACAUAUUGUAAGGUUCUAGCACCAUCAUCAAAACACAUGUUCAGCACUUCCAUAUUUUCAAAGUGUACCAAAGUUAGUCAACAAAUUGUUGACAGGAGUUUGACAAGUUUAAUGAUCUGAAUAUGUGGUUCCAUUUCCUCCCUUUCUAAAAAUCAGAGUGGUUGUUAGAAUGGUGUGAAGGGGUUUAGGUGUCGCGAUCAGCAAAUUGGUUCCAUACCCACCAAUUCCAUGAAUCAGAGUGGUUGUUAGAAUGGUGUGAAGGGGUUCAGGUGUCGCGAUCAGCAAAUUGGUUCCAUACCCACCAAUUCCAUGAAUCAGAACGGUUGUUAGAAUGGUGUGAAGGGGUUCAGGUGUCGCGAUCAUCAAAUUGGUUCCAUGCCCACCAAUUCCAUGAAUCAGAAUGGUUGUUAAAAUGGUGUGAAGGGGUUCAGGUGUCGCGAUCAUCAAAUUGGUUCCAUACCCACCAAUUCCAUGAAUCAGAGUGGUUGUUAGAAUGGUGUGAAGGGGUUCAGGUGUCGCGAUCAUCAAAUUGGUUCCAUGCCCACCAAUUCCAUGAAUCAGAGUGGUUGUUAGAAUGGUGUGAAGGGGUUCAGGUGUCGCGAUCAGCAAAUUGGUUCCAUGCCCACCAAUUCCAUGAAUCAGAGUGGUUGUUAGAAUGGUGUGAAGGGGUUCAGGUGUCGCGAUCAGCAAAUUGGUUCCAUGCCCACCAAUUCCAUGAAUCAGAGUGGUUGUUAGAAUGGUGUGAAGGGGUUCAGGUGUCGCGAUCAGCAAAUUGGUUCCAUGCCCACCAAUUCCAUGAAUCAGAGUGGUUGUUAAAAUGGUGUGAAGGGGUUCAGGUGUCGCGAUCAUCAAAUUGGUUCCAUGCCCACCAAUUCCAUGAAUCAGAGUGGUUGUUAAAAUGGUGUGAAGGGGUUCAGGUGUCGCGAUCAUCAAAUUGGUUCCAUACCCACCAAUUCCAUGAAUCAGAACAGUUGUUAAAAUGGUGUGAAGGGGUUCAGGUGUAGCGAUCAUCAAAUUGGUUCCAUACCCACCAAUUCCAUGAAUCAGAGUGGUUGUUAGAAUGGUGUGAAGGGGUUCAGGUGUAGCGAUCAUCAAAUUGGUUCCAUACCCACCAAUUCCAUGAAUCAGAGUGGUUGUUAGAAUGGUGUGAAGGGGUUCAGGUGUCGCGAUCAUCAAAUUGGUUCCAUGCCCACCAAUUCCAUGAAUCAGAACGGUUGUUAGAAUGGUGUGAAGGGGUUCAGGUGUCGCGAUCAUCAAAUUGGUUCCAUGCCCACCAAUUCCAUGAAUCAGAGUGGUUGUUAGAAUGGUGUGAAGGGGUUCAGGUGUAGCGAUCAUCAAAUUGGUUCCAUACCCACCAAUUCCAUGAAUCAGAGUGGUUGUUAGAAUGGUGUGAAGGGGUUCAGGUGUAGCGAUCAUCAAAUUGGUUCCAUACCCACCAAUUCCAUGAAUCAGAGUGGUUGUUAGAAUGGUGUGAAGGGGUUCAGGUGUCGCGAUCAUCAAAUUGGUUCCAUACCCACCAAUUCUAUGAAUCAGAACGGUUGUUAGAAUGGUGUAAAGGGGUUCAGGUGUCGCGAUCAUCAAAUUGGUUCCAUGCCCACCAAUUCCAUGAAUCAGAGUGGUUGUUAGAAUGGUGUGAAGGGGUUCAGGUGUAGCGAUCAUUAAAUUGGUUCCAUGCCCACCUUUUCUAAGAACCGAAGUGGUUGUCACAAUGGUGUGAAGGGGUUCAGGUGUCGCGAUCAUCAAAUUGGUUCCAUGCUCACCAGUUCCAUCAAUCGGAGAGGUUGUUAGAAUGGUGUGAAGGGGUUCAGGUGUAGCGAUCAUCAAAUUGGUUCCAUGCCCACCUUUUCUAAGAAUUGAAGUGGUUGUUAAAAUGGUGUGAAGGGGUUCAGGUGUCAUAAUCAUCAAAUUGGUUCCAUGCCCACCAAUUCCAUGAACCAGGGUGGUUUUUAUGUUUAAAAAAAGUGUACUCCAAAGUCUCUUCACUUUCUUGCUCUUUAUAUUUCUGUGAAGAAAAGAUUUCUUUCAGUAUUUCACAUUUCUUUCCAUAUUUCACAUUUCUUUCCAAUUUAGAGUUUGAUAUCUCAGUUGAACUUUUUGGUACAAAUACAACUGAAAACAAUCAGUGGUAAAGAAUAUUUUAGUAGUACUAUUUGUAAGAAUUUUUAGAGAAAAUUCCCUUUCAAAUAUUAUACUUUGUGUUUAUAUACAUUUGAUAUUAUUCUGGAAGAAGGUUUAACUGGCAUUUCAACCACCUGGUUUUAAAGUUUAGAAUGACUGAUAUAGUAUAAUUAUGCUGUGGAUCAUGACAAAUCAUUUUCAAAAAUACUGGAUUCUUCAGUUAAUGAAGGGCACAGAUUUGCUUGUUCUGCAUGGUUUACGGCUGCUCAAGUGAAACUGUGUAAUCGUACCAUUUGAAUCAUUUGUUAUUGUCUCCUUCAUUAUUGUUACAUGAACAGUGUAAAUAAACAUUGUAGUAGGAAAUACAUGUAUACAUUUA